Molecule: messenger RNA, 230 nt
Organism: Dentiscutata heterogama
Lineage: Eukaryota; Fungi; Glomeromycota; Glomeromycetes; Diversisporales; Gigasporaceae
Source: the annotation of a GenBank genome assembly
AAUUAUCAACAACAACCUAAAACAUCAAGUUCAAGCAUAUCCAGUAUCGAACUAGAAAAUAACAAUAAAACCAAUAACGAAGAUAUUGUUAAAACUAAUGUAUUGAGACAAGUAGAAUACUAUUCACCAGGUCAAGAAAGACCACAAGUAAUAUUCAUGAAUCUAGAAACAAUUCAAUCAUUACCAAAAACUGAAGAAAUAAUUCAACAACCACCAAAAUCGCCAAACUG